This is a messenger RNA of Castor canadensis (American beaver), 2543 nucleotides long. It is a transcript of the gene Ankra2, whose product is annotated as ankyrin repeat family A member 2. Lineage: Eukaryota; Metazoa; Chordata; Mammalia; Rodentia; Castoridae. Gene Ontology annotation, biological process: regulation of gene expression. Gene Ontology annotation, cellular component: nucleus. The record is from RefSeq and is a predicted model, not a curated record. Gene Ontology annotation, molecular function: protein binding.
CCAGAGGACGCGGCAGGGGCCUUGCUCCAGUGACCCAGAGCUGUCAACUGAAAUGACCCUUUCUCUGUGGUACUCUGGCAGGAUGUAAGAAAGGCAGGAAAGAAAACAACAAAAAGCCUGGAACUCAUCUCGGCUGCACUGACGCUAAACGUUUUUUGGUAAGAAAGCGAAAGAAAAAAAUCGGAAGUGACGUCGUGGCCAAAACAAGCCGGGGCUCGCGGGCCUGUGCGGAAUCUGUGGCCGCUCAUGGAAAGGCCUGAUUUGCUCCCUGCUGUCGAAGGUGGUCGCAAGGCUGUGCUGGCCUUCCCGCCCCUGUCCCCAGGAUUCUCGCGCUGCGGGUGACCGAGUGUCCGUCUGGGACCUCUCGGGCAUAGCAGUUCGGUGGCGACGGAGCGGACUUCCCAUCCUACAGGUGUCCCGGGAACACCGAGACACCUGUGGCCCGCGAGGCACACUUCAUUUCACAGCGUCCUCCUUCCUUGUAGGACAGGCUCGGGGUUGUUGGUGUCCACUAGGUGCUAGCACAGGUCGUACCCCUGGGCUCCGACAGAUCGGGGCGAGCCUGGCUGCCCUUGGCCCUGGCGUCCCCUCUGCAGAGUCGUGCCCAGAUUUUUUAAUAUUCAAGUUCCAAGAAUACACUGGAUACCUAUCUUAUAAGAGGAAAUUAUGAAGAAAUGUUUUAAUUAUUGAAACCAUAGUGGAGAUCAUGGCUACAUCAGCAAAUGUGGACCUUGGAGCCCAACUUAUAGUGGAAGAGUGUCGCAGCAGUUACAGCCUCACUGGCAUGCCAGACAUUAAAGUAGAACAUUCACUGGACCUGACUUCCGAGGAAGGACCAGCUCAGGGCGUUGCAAUGGGAAUGAAAUUCAUAUUGCCUAACCGAUUUGAUAUGAACGUGUGUUCUCGAUUCGUGAAGUCCUUGAAUGAAGAAGAUAGUAAAAAUAUUCAAGAUCAGGUUAACUCUGACUUGGAGGUGGCAUCUGUCCUAUUUAAAGCUGAAUGCAAUAUCCAUACAUCUCCUUCUCCUGGAAUUCAAGUAAGGCAUGUCUACACUCCCUCUACAACAAAGCAUUUCUCACCCAUAAAGCAGUCAACUACUUUAACCAACAAACACAGAGGAAAUGAGGUAUCUACCACACCUCUCUUAGCAAAUUCAUUGUCUGUGCACCAGUUGGCAGCUCAGGGAGAGAUGCUCUACCUGGCUACUCGUAUCGAACAAGAAAAUGUUAUCAAUCACACGGAUGAAGAAGGAUUUACUCCUCUGAUGUGGGCUGCAGCACACGGGCAAAUAGCUGUGGUAGAGUUUCUACUUCAGAAUGGUGCUGAUCCCCAACUUUUAGGAAAAGGUCGAGAAAGUGCACUGUCAUUGGCAUGUAGUAAAGGUUACACAGAUAUUGUCAAGAUGCUGCUUGAUUGUGGAGUUGAUGUAAAUGAAUAUGAUUGGAAUGGAGGCACACCUUUGCUUUAUGCUGUACAUGGGAAUCAUGUGAAAUGUGUGAAGAUGCUCUUAGAAAACGGAGCUGACCCAACAAUUGAAACUGACUCUGGGUAUAAUUCUAUGGAUUUAGCUGUAGCCCUGGGCUAUAGAAGCGUUCAACAGGUUAUUGAAUCACAUUUGCUGAAGCUGCUUCAGAAUAUCAAGGAGUGACCCCAUCCUCAGAAACUGUUGUCAGCCCUUCCUCUCACUUUUUGAUCCUUAUAAAUGAUAGUUUUGUUUACUUAUAAAUUUUUACCUCAGUUGCAAUAUUUUCUGACUUUUAAUAUGUUUUUAUGCCUCUGGGUAAUUCACUGGUUUAUAAAAAAAUUAAUGCUUUUUUUAUAAAUGUGUUUUAAAUUUAUAUUUAAAAUUAUAAAUUAAUGUUUUGGGCAUGUAAAUUUUUAUCAUACAGAUAGUUAUUUGUCUUUGUAUCAAGUGCUGUAAUUUGACACUUUGAAUAUUGUUCCACACUUUUCAUCUUUACUCUUGUAUUAACUCAGUGACUUUACAUGGGGUUUGCUAUAAAUCCAUAGGGGGAAAAAUGUUAUUGUUGAAUCAAAAAGUGCACAGUGUGAUUGUUUACAAAAUGAUAUUAUAAAUAAAGUACUUUUGUCAGUUUAUAUUCUAGUUUGUAAUUAUAUAAGGUUGUUAGAAAUUUCUUUAGCAUUUUUAGUUUCAGCUUUCUGUCCUGAAAGUCCAUCAACAAAGAUUUAUUAAGUGUCAUUUCCAGAUGUAUAUUUAGAAUAUUUCUCUCUUGUAAAUUAGCUUUUUAGAGGAAAAAUCCUCCAUGAAAGGGAAGUCAAUUCUUCAGUCCAGGUGAGGUAUUCUUAUGUCUACGAAAGGAGCACUAGAAACUCAUGGGAGAAGUUGACUUGACCAUUGUGUGCAAAACUCAAUGGAGUUAAGUCACUUCCUCUGGAAAGUAGACAUUGUAUCAGCUAUGGUACUUUGGGUGUAAGCCACAUAAACUUGAUCUGGCUAACUUAAGCCAGACCAAGAGAAAUUAAUGGAAAACUGAAGAAGUAGGCCAUCCCAGGGAGUGAAGGUAGAUUAAGGAUCCUAGGCA